GCCAACUGUUUACGACUAUGACGUCCUCGCGCAAUUGGGUUCACGUUUUCGUUCCAGUUUCCCAACCUCGUUCAUCUUAAUUGCUUGACAGAGCACUGGGAAUGAAGAUACUACUACGAGCAGACAAAGGGAGAAAGUGAGGUUAAAAUAUGGAUUUUACUAAGUUUGACGAUCUUUUGAUGGGAAUCCUCCAGCACUGUGAACAAGUGGAACCGUUUUUAGAUGCAAUCUUCAGCUUUUUAGCGCGCAGGACUGACUUCUUUCUAGUGAUGCACAAUAGAGAUGACAAAGUGGGAUUCGCUCCAGGUGUAGCGGAAAAGAUGGUUCUAAAGAUCUUCAAGACUCAUCAACAGAUUGUCACUGGAAAUCAAACAGGAGCUAAAAAACAAGCACAUGGAAAGAUAUCAGGAAAAGGGAAGCAAAAAUGUGCUGACAUAGAGAGAGCAACUGAUAGAGCUUCAGCUGCAAAUGAAAACACAAGUCUAUCUGCUCCUAUGGCCUCAUCUGAUACAGAUAUAUCUCCAGCAAUCACUUCAUGUGAGGUAGAAACAUCACCCACCAGUGACAAGGGCCACGCCCAACUUCCUGCAUGUACUACUGAAAAGACAUUAAGUGCUGCUUCAACAUCAAGUUCCAAGCCAACAAGCCUCACUCAAGUAAGUGAAGACGUAACAAGCAGUGAGAGCAAGGGUCUGGUUCCUGGCAAGACUGCUGAUUGUUACAAUGGAGCUGUUCUUGAGAAGUAUGCAUGGUCACAAACUAUAACUGAUAUUGAAAUAAAAAUCCCUGUGCCAUGCUCAGUAACAAAAGGUCGGGAUGUUGGUGUGGAAAUUAAGAGCUCCCAUUUGAAAGUUUGGUUAAAGAAUGGAAUCCCACCAGAUUCAGACAGCAUUAUUCUUGUUGAUGGAAAACUUCAGUGGCCGAUAAAAUGCGAAGAUUCUAUGUGGUUGUUGGAGGCUGGGAAACAGAUCAUUGUCAGCCUGGACAAAGUAGAGGAGAGGUUUUGGACAACUGUUUUGGAAGGAGAUACCGAAAUUGACAAGACUAAGGUUGACACAACACGAGACAUAAGUGAAUUUGAUGAACAAACUCAGAGUGAUUUUCAGCACGUUAUGUAUGACCAUCAUCAAAAACUUCAGGGCAAACCAACUAGUCAGGAAAUGAAAACCCACGAUCUUCUCAAGAAAGCUUGGAAUGCCAAAGGGUCGCCGUUUGCGGGAACUGACUUCGAUCCAUCAAAAGUGAACAUAUCGCCAAGUUACGGGUGAAUAAAACUCUUCUAAUACGCUGAAAGGAGACAGAACAUGCUCUUAAAGACAUCUAAACACUUUAAGUGAAAUAAUGCGCCAUCCCGUUUCGAAAAGUAAGAACCGUGAAAGGUAGUUUUUUGCCAAAUUUGUACAAUGUCAAUUUUACCUUUCCAAAGUAAAUUACAUUACCUCAACGGGAUGUUUUUACAGCCUGGCAAUCAAACAGUUAUUUACCAUCAUCGGGAACUUGCAUAAAUGAAAGAUUCGUGAGGUGCAUUCGAUUUUUUUUUCCUCAUCGUUCAGGGUUUAUAAAAUAGUUGCGUAUAACCAAUAGCCAUCCAACCCUUCUGUUUCAAUUAUCACUCGGUCAGCCUGUGACUCGAAAGUAUGCAUGCAAGGACGUUCGGUCCGUUUGUUAAUUACAUCAGACACGAGAUGAGCCGAAAGACAGAAACUAUCUAUGCAGAAAAUGUAACAAAAUGUGACAGUAGCUGUUGGUAAUUACUCACAAAUGAGAAAUAUUUGUUGAAAUUUAGUAGUAUACUGUUAUUAACUCUUAAUGAAGUGAGAUUUUUCGUCAAGUUUCUUCACGAGACGCUGGAGGGGAAGAUUGGGCAUCAAAAUCACUGGCGAUACCAGGUUCCCUCUCCUUGUCCUGUCCAACAGGCAUAAGAGGAUAUGGAAGCCAUCUGUAGUACGUCAGCCAGUCUAGGAUAGUGACAUACUGAAACUUAACAGCAUCGAAGUAGAUGCCAGCAGGACAACCUCGUGGACUCCUUCGGGAUUGAUUCCGAGAACGAUACGACUGCAUGUGUUCUUCUUCGUCGAACCCAAAUACCGAGAUCUUAAUAAAUUUAACUAAGGAAUAAAUGUGAAGAUAUAA
Messenger RNA from Pocillopora verrucosa, 2133 nucleotides. RefSeq names its product nudC domain-containing protein 3-like. The record is from RefSeq and is a predicted model, not a curated record. Gene Ontology annotation, biological process: protein folding. Gene Ontology annotation, cellular component: cytoplasm. Lineage: Eukaryota; Metazoa; Cnidaria; Anthozoa; Scleractinia; Pocilloporidae.